Molecule: messenger RNA, 3066 nt
Organism: Dioscorea cayenensis subsp. rotundata (Guinea yam)
Lineage: Eukaryota; Viridiplantae; Streptophyta; Magnoliopsida; Dioscoreales; Dioscoreaceae
Product: F-box/LRR-repeat protein At3g48880-like
Exons: 4
Coding region: 1828-2829 (333 amino acids)
Molecular function (GO): protein binding
Source: RefSeq, a predicted model, not a curated record
AACAUGCCCUUAAUUUCUGUAACUUUUCAAAAAUGUAUAUUAUAAAAUUAUUUAAUCAGUUUCGGUUUGAGUAAGUUGAUUAAGAAUAUUUUUUUAAAAUAUAUAUAUAUAUAUAUAUAUCUAUUAAAUAAAUCAAGCAGUUGAGAUCAAACGGUGAAGAUCAUCCGAAAUAUGUAACGUAUUAGAAGUCGUAUGAGACGAUACAAACAAUGCUCUGAAAACAAGAUUCACACAUCAUGAGGCCCAAUCAAAAUUCAACCGGUGAAAUUCAUCUGGGGCGUUUUGCCCAUUUUAGCUUUUUUGUAUAUAUACAUGCUUUCUCUUUUAUUCGGUUCAUGCCACACUGCAUUUGAACUUGAGGAGCGAAAGAGAAAGGUUUGCAAUUUAUUGUUUCUUUGAUUUUAUACUUAAUUUUGUAAAUGAUACUUUGUAUGACACCUUUGGUUUUUUUGUCAGAUUUUGUUAUUCUUUUGAUUGCAAUGGAGAAUAUUUUGGUGAAAGGUUGAAUUUUGAGUAUAGUUUAGGGGAGAACUUUGAAGAAUUCUAGAAUUAUAUGUUUUCUUUUUUUUUGGUUGGGGGGUUGAGGAAUUGAAGACACUGUGUUUGUUCUGAAUUCCAAAAGAGCUUGAUUCAUAGCUUUUGAAAGUCAUUGAGUUGGGGCAGAAGUUAUUGUUUUAAUAUUAUGGUGUAUAGUUUUGGUAUGGAAGCUCAUGACUUUAGAAGUUUUGUAGUUAGAAGUUAGAAAAUCAUUAGUGUAAUGGAAUUUAGGGAUUUUUUGCGGAAUGGAGAAUAUUGAGUAAUCAAAUAUAAUGUGUUUGUUAUAAAUUGCAAAAGAGAUUUGUUGAUUUGGGGAAGAAGAAGUUGUUUUAGUAAAUAGUUCAAUUUGAAUUGGGUAUUGGUGUUUAUUGUUUUGAAAUGGAAGGAUGUGGCUUGAGAACUUUUGUAGCUAGAAUUAGAAAUCUUUGGUGAGAUGGAGAGAAAUGAGAGAAAGAUUAUAAUGUGUUUGAUGUACCAUAAAAGAAAUGGAGUUUAUUGUUUGAAGAAAUAUUUUAGAGCUGAUGAACUUUUGAGUCACUUGGGGUAGUUGUUGGAACAAUGUUGGCAUUCAAUGUUUUUCAUUUGACUGAAUGUUUAAUUUGAGCAGGUAUAUAUUGUUUUUAAUGUUAAAAAAAUUAAAAAAAAAAUGGUGAGAUGGAGAUUACUGUAGAAUGGAUAAUUAGAUGUUUGUUGUAGAUUUCAAAAGAAAGGGAUUCAUAGUAUUUGAAGGAAAAAUUUUGGAGAAUUUUGAUUAUUGGAUUGUUUUUAUUUGCGUGUUGUAGUCUUUGGAUAGUAAUGUGUUCUAUGAAUGAGGAUCGAAAUCAAGAAAAAAAUAAUCUAAAUUAAUAAAUUAAUUUGUCUAAAUUAAAAAAAUAAUCAGGAAUUUUUGAUUACUUGUUAUUGUGUAUUUCGUUUAGGUUCAAAUCAAUCGAAAUUCUAAUUCAUGGUUUGUGUUGCUAUUUGUGUAAAAGUUGCUUUGAAAAUUUUGUAUAUAAUUUCUUGGAAUUUUUUUUCUGAACUAACUCAGUUAUAUUUCUUGAAUUUUGGUACUGUUACUGUAUUUUCAGUUGACCCUUUGAUUUUCUAAAUUAGAUACAAGAGGAUGCCAUUUUUCAGUGAUGAGAUUUACUAAAAAAAACAUAAUUAUGAAUGACAGAUAUCAAAAUCCCUUUCAUUUGCUAAUGAUGGUAUUGAUCACUGAAUUCUCCUCAAAGGCUUAAGUUUUUCAGAAAUAAAGUGUUUGGAGCAUCCAAAAUUUGAGACUUGAACCGGUACAGUUUUGCAGUAGCUAUGGAGGAGGCCGACUUGAAAACAGUGAGAGGAUGGGACAGAAUGGACAUUGAUUUACUGGUCAAUAUUUUCAAGCAACUGAACAUGCUUGAAUUGUUACCUAUUUCUCUAGUUUGUCGUGGGUGGCGCCGUGCUUGUUCUGAUGCUUGGCUUUGGGACACUUUGGACUUGGGGUUGUUGCAAUCGAACUUUAUUCCAACCAGAGCAUCACCAUUUGUUUUCGUUGAUGAACCCUCUGACCGGAAGCUGACUCGAGUACUGAAAUUGGCAUUCUCUCUCAGUCAGGGAAACAUCAGGUGUUUGGUUUUUCACUUCUACUUAUACAUGAAGGAUGAACACCUGAAUUUGAUUGUCGAAAGAUGCCCAGGUCUGAAGCGAAUUGUUAUACCAGCUUGGAACCGCCUGUCAAAGCCUGCAAUUUACCGGGCAAUCGAAACUUGGCAAGGCUUGGAAUCGAUGACAAUGCCAUGGUGUGCCGACCCAUCAGCUCUCAUGGAGAAAAUAAGCAUAAACUGCAAGAACUUCACUCAGCUUAAAAUCUUCGGUGCAUUCGACAUGAACUUAGCGGUCGCUGUUACGACUUUUCUCCCGAACCUCAAAGUCUUGAGUUUGCGCUGCUCUCGUGUUGACAAGAAAGCUCUGUUGUAUUUCUUGAAAUCCAUGAGAGGUUUGGAAGUGCUCAACAUUUCUCAUACAAUAAUGCUUGUCGAAGGACCUGUGAAUGGUGGAUCAGAUGGUGGAUUGAAAGUCAUGUUCAAAGAAAUCGAUCCUGCCAUUCGUGAAAAUACGGCGGGUUUGCGCAAAUUAUAUUUCUGUUCCAGCAAAGCAUGUCUUUGUUGCCAAAGGAUGAUCGACGAUGAAGGUAUGAUGAGGUGGUGGAAGUACGAGGACUGGUUUUGGCGCAUCGAUGAGGUUAGCUCUCUUGCCCUUGGUGAUACUGGCAAGCUGUUCGACGCUCAUUGUGCAGAAUUUGCAUUCCUAGACCGGCCUCGAUCAUGUUAGAGCUUUUGCCGGGAAAGACUUAUUAAAAACUCGAUAAUUAUCGCUUCUUGGUUUAUUGAUGUCGAUUGUGUCUUUAGUUUCAUGGACUUUGUUAUUUUAUGCAGUGUGAAACUGAUGGUGAACUGAUGCAGUACACAAGGAAGAGCCAUCGAAAACUCGAAAAUCAUGGCUUCUUGUGUUAUUUAUGUUCAUUGUUUCUAGACUUUCAUGUUCUAAAUGUUAUAACUUUUUUAUGUU